AUGUCGUCUAAAGGCAGUGGUGGUGCCCCGCCCAAGUACCUCAACGACUUCAGCAAGGCACUCGCGGGCGAGGUCCGCAUCCUGCUGCAGGAAGUUGGCAAGCUGCGAGAUGAGCGAAGAGCGCUGCAGUACGAAAUCGCGGAACUCAUGGCCCUCAAAUCUAAGCAUGGCGCAGGCGGAGAAUACACUCCGGAUUGGAAGCCAACGCACGAUGAGCCCGCCCCUCCGCCUUCGCCCGGACCUCCGCCGCCGCCAGCUAGCGUCGUCGGCGAUGCGCCUGCCCGUCCAGCCUGGCGUGUUGUAAACAAACGGGAAGAACGCCGACAGAAGGCGAAGGCAAAGGCGCUUCCGCCACCCGAGCCCAUCCCCCAGCCGGAGCCCACGCGCGCGCCCAACUUGCCCGCAUGGGCGCAGUGGAGACGUCCGCCGACCCCGCCUCCAAAGUAG
Molecule: messenger RNA, 447 nt
Organism: Postia placenta MAD-698-R-SB12
Lineage: Eukaryota; Fungi; Basidiomycota; Agaricomycetes; Polyporales; Adustoporiaceae
Exons: 5
Coding region: 1-447 (148 amino acids)
Source: RefSeq, a predicted model, not a curated record